Molecule: messenger RNA, 2098 nt
Organism: Poeciliopsis prolifica (blackstripe livebearer)
Lineage: Eukaryota; Metazoa; Chordata; Actinopteri; Cyprinodontiformes; Poeciliidae
Product: thrombospondin-type laminin G domain and EAR repeat-containing protein-like
Exons: 15
Coding region: 11-2008 (665 amino acids)
Biological process (GO): signal transduction
Source: RefSeq, a predicted model, not a curated record
AGAAGGCGCGAUGUUGGCGUGUCGCCCCCUGCUGGUCACCUGGGCUCUGCUGGCCUCCUCAGUCCGAUGCCAGAGCUGGAGGCCGUGCACAGAUCUGCGCCCUAUUGACCUCCUGUCCAAAGCCCUGCCACGCCCUGGACAAGCCACGCCCACUCAGGUGCAGAUGGUUCAGUCCAGAGGGUCCAGAGGAAUCAGGCUAACCGGCACCGAACCGACUGCUCUGAGUUUUACUGCCUCACAGAUAUUCACCAACUGUGACUAUUUUCCUUCUGAGUUCUCGUUGGUGGCCACCAUGAAGAUACAGAGACUGAGGAAGAAGACGAAUCAGUACAUCUUCUCUGUGAUGAAGGAGGGAUCCGAGUCGUUGCUGCUGGGGCUUCGUGUCUCUGAGAACCGUCUCCACCUUCUGACUUCUCCCCCUGGUGGUGGAGGACGGAGAAGGAUCAGCUUCAAAAACGUCAGAUUGGACGACAACAGAUGGCACACUGUGGUUCUGGCUGUGACCGGUCCUUACGCCACGCUGACUGUUGACUGUGGACCACCUGUGGAAAUUAAACAGGUCCAGACCUUCCCCAGUACUCUGAGCACCAGAGGAUCCAGGUUCAUCAUCGGUAGCAGGGGCCACUGGAGGGGCCGCUUCUCUGGUCUACUUCGUCAGCUGGUUCUUCUUCCAGGCUCAGAUGCGACACCCAGACUUUGUCCCAACUCUGAACCCAGUCUGGCAGAGCUCUCUGUCCCGCAGGUCCUCAAAACCUCCCCGCUCCAAACGGACCAGCAGGGCUCAGUUUAUCCAUACGAGGCUGAGGCCAGAGUGACAGCAGGCGAUCGUCCUCCAUGUUCAGGCCCAGAGAAAGGUCAGCUGUGGUUCAACGUUCGGAAGAAAGGUCUGUUCAUCUGUGACGGGAUGAUGUGGCGGACGCUCAUGCAGGAUAAAGAGCGUCUGGACUAUGUGGAGGACUACCAGGACCUCUACACCCGCUCAGAAACCUUGGAUGUGGAGCUUUUCUCCAUCCCGUCUGAAGGCCUGUUCAUGGCUGCAGCCAACAGGGAUUCCCGACCCGGUUCUGGUAUUUACAAAUGGAUUAAUGGGUCAUUCCAGCUAUAUCAGAACAUCAGCACUCAGGAAGCUCAAGCCUGGAAAUAUUUCACCAUCGAUGACAAGGUUUUCCUGGUGGUGGCGGACAUGCAGAAGGCAGAACCUGAGCUGUCGACCAUCUACCGGUGGAAUCGUCGGCAGAAACGUUUCCUUCGCUAUCAGACUCUGGAGACUCACUCUGCUCGGGACUGGGAGGCCUUUCAGAUCCACAACAGCAGCUUCCUGGUGGUGGCCAAUCACAUGCGAGACUCCAACCAUAACAUCCACAGUGUGAUCUACAGGUGGAACCCUGACACAAAGCUGUUUGAGGUGAACCAGACUCUGUCCACGUCUGGAGCCUAUGACUGGGAGUUCUUCACCAUCGGCCCGUAUUAUUUUCUAGUGGUGGCGAACACCUUCAACGGUCAGAACACCACCAUCAGCUCCACCAUCUACGUCUGGUUGGACGGGUGUUUCCGGAGCUUCCAGAACAUCACGACGGUUGGAGCGACGGAUUGGGAGAUGUUCCAGAUCGACGGCAGGUUCUUCCUCGCCGUCGCCAACAGUCAGCAGUUCUCCAGGAAAUCCCAGAGUUUCUACAACAUCAACUCCACCGUGUACGAGCUGAACAUGUUCACCCAGACCUUCCUCCGCUUCCAGGACAUCCCGACUCACAGCGCUCUUGACUGGGAGUUCUUCACCAUCGGAGACGAGAAGUUCCUGGUUGUGGCGAACUCUUAUGAUGGCAGUUCAUACUCUGUGAACAGCGUCGUCUACAGGUGGCAGGGCUACGAAGGCUUCGUCCCGGUCCACAGUCUGCCCACCUUUGGCUGCAGAGACUGGGAACACUUCACCACUGAGCAGGGCUCCUUCCUCUUCUACUCCAGCGCCACCUCCAGGCUCAGUAAGGUUUUCAGACUCAGAACCUACUGAGAGGUUCUGAUUGGAUCAGACGGAUGACAUCACAUCACUGAGGGCGGGGCUUCAGGAGGAAUUUCCUCUCUUUCAGCUGCAACCUCAAAC